Prionailurus viverrinus (fishing cat) is the source of this 1825-nucleotide messenger RNA. It is a transcript of the gene HTR3B, whose product is annotated as 5-hydroxytryptamine receptor 3B. NCBI's taxonomy places the organism in Eukaryota, Metazoa, Chordata, Mammalia, Carnivora, Felidae. Gene Ontology annotation, molecular function: transmembrane signaling receptor activity; neurotransmitter receptor activity; extracellular ligand-gated monoatomic ion channel activity. Gene Ontology annotation, biological process: nervous system process; regulation of membrane potential; signal transduction. The record is from RefSeq and is a predicted model, not a curated record. Gene Ontology annotation, cellular component: synapse; postsynaptic membrane; neuron projection.
UCAGCACAGAGCCUGACAUGGGGCUCAAACCUGCCGAUCACAAGAUCAUGACCUGAGCUGAAGUCAGACGCUUAACUGACUGAGCCUCUCAAGCACCCUGUGGAUUUGUAUUUUAUUUUGGGAGAUCCUUCAACUAACUAUGCCCUUUUAACAUGUCUCUGUCAUUCUUUUAUUUUUUAAUUAUUUUUUAAUGUUUAUUUUUGAGCGAGAGAGGGAGACGCAGAAUCUGAAACAGCUCCAGGCUCUGAGCUGUCAGCACAGAGCCCGACUCGGGGCUCGAACCCACAAACCACGAGAUCAUGACCUGAGCCCAAGACAGAUGCUCAACUGCCUGAGCCAUCCAGGUGCCCCUCCUUGUCAUUCUUUUAGCACUUCUUUACUUUGUGACGCAACAAGAUGUUCUUGGGUCUUCUCACACAUCCCCACAUCCCCUGUUCAGCUCCAUGUCUUCCUUUUAGGCAAGUUUACGUUUCUUCUCUUUGGGAUGUGCCCAGGAACAACGGCAGGUGCAAUGGCUCCUCUGUGGCCCUUCAUCCUGGUGGCUGCCUCAGAAAUACUAGUUACAGAUACACCUCAUCCCAGGAAUUCUACUCUAUAUCGUCUCACCAAGCAGCUAUUACAGAAAUAUCACAAGAAAGUGAGGCCAGUUCAUGACCGGACUGAGGCCACCAUGGUAUACCUGGAUGUAUUUGUCCAUGCCGUAUUGGAUGUGGAUGCACAGAAUCAAAAAUUAAAGACCAGUAUAUUGUACUAUGAGGUUUGGGAUGAUGAAUUUUUAUCCUGGAGCCCCACCAUGUUUGAUGGGAUCAGGGAGAUCUCUCUACCUCUAAGCGCCAUCUGGGCCCCUGAUAUCAUCAUCAGUGAGUUUGUGGACAUUGAAUGAUCACCCGGCCUCCCCUAUGUCUAUGUGAACUCAUCUGGGACCAUUAAGAAUGCUAAGCCUAUCCAGAUGGUUUCCACAUGCAAUUUAGAGACAAGCGCUUUUCCAUUUGAUAUGCAGAACUGCAGCCUAACUUUCAGUAGCAUCCUGCACACGGUGGAAGAUGUAGACCUGGCCUUCCUGAGGAGCAGAGAAGACAUUAAGCAUGACAAAAAGGAAUUUUUGAAGGACAGUGAGUGGGAGCUUCUUUCUGUGUCCUCAACAUACAACAUCCUGCAGAGCAACACUGGAGAUUUUGCACAGAUUCAGUUUAACGUGGUGAUUCGCAGGCGCCCACUGGUCUACGUCAUGAGCCUGCUGAUUCCCAGCAUCUUCCUCGUGCUCGUGGAUCUGGGAAGCUUUUACCUGCCACCCACCUGCUGAGCCAGGAUUGUGUUCAAGACCAAUGUGCUGGUGGGCUACACCGUCUUCAGGGUCAACAUGUCUGAUGAGAUGCCAAGGAGCGCAGUGAGCACCCCUCUGAUCGGAGUCUUCUUCACAAUUUGCAUGGCCUUCUUGGUUUUCGGCUUAUUUAAGUCCAUCCUCUUGGUCACAUUCCUCCAUGAUGAGUGCAGCAGUGAGCAAGAGUGGCCCCUCUCAUGCCUUCAAGGGGACAUUGACGCUGACGGGCCUAGAAGAGAUCCCCAAGCCCAGCCUGCUGGGGUGACAGAGCCCUCCGUCUGUCGAGAACACCAGGCCCAGUCAGAGACCCUGAAGGAAGUCUCGUUCCAGCUUAAGUCCAUCAGCACCUACUUCCAAACCUGGGACCAGGAGGACCGACAAGAGGUUAAGUGGCUGGCCUUCCUGGAACGUUUUGAUCGACUGCUCUUUAAAGCGUGCCUCGUCGUGCUGGGGCUCUAUGCCGUGAGCCUGUGCUCCCUCUGGGCGCUGGGGAGCAGCUUGUGA